Arachis stenosperma is the source of this 1380-nucleotide messenger RNA. Its product is annotated as GRAS family protein TF80-like. Gene Ontology annotation, biological process: regulation of DNA-templated transcription. Bases 1 to 1380 code for a protein of 459 amino acids. Gene Ontology annotation, molecular function: DNA-binding transcription factor activity; sequence-specific DNA binding. Gene Ontology annotation, cellular component: nucleus. The record is from RefSeq and is a predicted model, not a curated record. Lineage: Eukaryota; Viridiplantae; Streptophyta; Magnoliopsida; Fabales; Fabaceae. The transcript is spliced from 2 exons.
AUGCAUUUAUUUGAUAUGAUUAUUGCAUUGUUAGGUUCAGCACAUGGAUAUCCCUGGUUCAAAGGGAUUACUAGCGAGCCAAGGGGCAUGCUCCUCAAAAUUCUUGUGCGCAAUUGUGCUAAGUACAUUGAAUGUGGCAACAUCUCAGAUGCAGAUUCAGCAUUAGCAAAAAUUUCUCACCUUGCUUCCUCAGAAGGUGAUCGAUUCCAAAGGCUAGCAACUUAUUUCAGUGAGGCACUUACAUGCCAACUUGUGAAUAGAUCAAACCUCCAUGGUGCACAUAACAUUCUAUCAAAACCACUCUCAACUUUUGAAGACUCUUUUGCUAAGGGUUUAUUCUUUGAACUCUAUCCAUUCCAAAGGGUAUCUUAUGCGGUUACAAAUCAGGCCAUUAUUGAAGCCAUGACAGGGCUUCAAGGUAUUCAUAUACUUGAUCUUAGUGCACCCCAUGAUGCUACUCAAUGGGUCCUCUUUAUGCAGAGUUUGAAAGAGCGUUGUAGUUCUUCUUCUUCUUCAUCAACUAGACCACAACAACGACCAUAUUUGAAGAUCACUUGUGUGCAUACAAAUCAGGAGGUGUUAGCCCAAAUGAAGUUGCGGUUGACAUUGGAGGCUGACAAGUUUUUCCAAUUCGAAUUCAAUGACAUUGUGAGUACUUUAGAAAAUUUAAACCUAGAUAAUUUGCCUAUACUUAACGGAGAGCCUAUUGCAAUCAGUAUUGUUCUUCAAUUGCACCGCCUUUUAAGCACCGAUGAUCCACCUGUUCCAGUUGCAGUAUCCAACCAAUUCUUCUAUCAACAAAGUUUUGCAGAUGUGAUUGCCAAGGACAGUUAUAAUAAUAACAAUCACAAUGUCAUAAUUAAUCAAAGUCCUAAUUCGGCAUUGGCACUAGCAACUCAUCAUCGUUUAACUCAAAGCCCAGUGCCUAAGAUGGAGUGUUUUCUGCACGGCCUCUGGAAGCUCCAGCCCAAAGUUAUGGUCAUCAUGGAACAAGAAUCAAACGUCAACGGACAAUCCUUAACGGAUCGGGUUGACAAAGCCUUGGAUUUCUACGAUGCGUUUUUUAAAUGCUUGGUAACUGCACCGUCAGUGAAGAAGAUCUUCUUUGAGAGAGCGAUGUUGGGAGAGCAAAUAAAGAAUAUAAUUGCGUGUGAGGGAGCUGAGAGAAAAGAAAGGUAUGAGCCGCUUAAGGCGUGGAUCUCAAGGCUUGAACUUGCUGGGUUUUGCGCUGAAGCUAUUAGCUUGGAGGGGAUGUUAAGAGGAGUAACUGAAUUGCAGAAUUUUGCACAUGGCUAUAAGAUUAUUAGAGAUGAAAAGUUUUUGUUUCUGUGUUGGAAUAAUAAUCCACUCUUUUCUUUAUCAGUCUGGAGAUACUUGUGA